UACAGUGUGUUACUUCCUGCUUUAAAGUCCACCAGUGGUCACAUGUGAGGGAUUAUUUCUAUUGGGUUUUGUCAGACUAGAAUGAACUUUGUCUCGGUUCCUCCUUACAAACGAAAGCAGGAUCUCCGGGUCUUUUUUUUUUUUUUUUUUUGUUCUGAACUCGAGAAUAAACUAAAACAGUCUGCGGAGUGGUGGCAGAACAGGAAAUGAGUUCGGUAAAGCGGAGGGAAAUUAUUGGAGUUUAUAAUCUGACAUCUUCUGGGUGUAGUCUAAAUAAAAGGAAGUAACAAUGGAAACUGCAGAGUAAGCCAGGCAGCAUGUACGACAGUGAAUCGGCCUGUGUUGGAUCGGAACCAACUGUCUGUAAUACCGACGCCCCCAGCAGGACACCCGCACAGAGCUCCGUUGUGGAGCGGCUGUCUCGGUAUGGCAUGCAGGUCAUGCCCGGAUCAUCCCAGCGUAGGUCGAGGCUCCAGAGGCAGCAAGAAGUCAGCGACGGCUCCGCUCCGGAAGGACUCUGCAGGGACGCUCCGGAGAGGGAGUCGAUCCCACCGACUCUGCGUAAAAAGUACCUGAAAGACUUGAUCCUGAGCCGGUCAUCUAACAGCGUGCUGCAGUGCUCACAGACUCAGAACCCGUCCCUUGAAGAGGACACGGACUGGGCUCUGUAUCCCAUGGAGCACGCCUGGAUGCUCCUAGCGGUGGAGGGGAACUAUGAGACCAUCCUGGACUUUAUCUCCGAGGACCCUCAGCUGCUAACCAGGAGGGACUUCAUCAGCGGAUACUCGGUCCUGCACUGGCUGGCCAAGAGAGGACAGGACGAGAUUCUGCUGAAGCUCCUGCGGUUCGUGGACGGAGCGGGCAUCGCUGUGAACGUGAACCUGCGGGGCAGCGGCGGGCUCACCCCGCUGCACGUCGCCAGCAUGCACGGCCAGUUCAUGGUCAUCAAGCUGCUGGUCGGGGCUUUCGGUGCCGAUGUGGACGCCAUGGACUACAACGGCAAGAGACCCUGGCAGUAUCUGAAGGAGGACGCCCCGCUGGAGAUGAAGGAGCUGCUGGGAACCUGGGACGACGAACACAGCUGCGGGUGUGCGCAACAUUUUAAUAAGAACGUCAACAACAACUGCGCUGGCGCAGUGAACUUUGCCGCAUGUGAUAAGGUGGAUGGCGCAGACACCGAAGAAGUAAAUUACUUUGACAGAACCAAGAAAGGCAGCUGGAGAUUUGGUUCUUUAAGGAAGCUCAUAACCUCCUUUUCAUUUGUUGGAAACAAGUCUUGAGAUCAUGACAAAUAUUUACGAGAUGCAAAUUUGGGUAAUUUAAACUUCUCCCCAAAACCAGCGAUGAUAAACAAGUUAGGUAUGUUUUAAAAUAUUAAAUUGAAAUAUAUUGAAAUGAUAGGCAGUUUUCCAUUUAAACGGAUGAUUUGGUUUGAUUUUCUUUUUAUGUUUAAGAUAAAAGAAAAUCAAACAAUUUUAAUUUUCUGCUAAUCCAUCGUUUUAGAACAAAACUGGAUUCUAAUAAGAAAAUCCAGUUACUAAAACAUUCACGAACUGUAGCUACAUUCAAUCCUAAUUAUGUUUCAGUUUUUACAGGGACAGUUAAAGGCACCGCGGCCACCGUACUAAGGGUUGUUCUUAAAAUGUGAAGGGAUAUAAACAAACAGUCAUGUUGGAACAAUUUCACAAUUUUCUCGCUUUCUCAAACAGGUUUAACAAAGAAGUGUGACAGGGUUGCACAACGACAUUUCUUGGUCAUGCCACUGUCAGAGGGGAUUUCUCUUCCUCUACACUGAGUACUAACCUUUUUUUGUUGCUAAAUUAAGCAAACUGAUGUGUCAAAAACGUAUUACGCGAUUUUUCUUAAUAAGUGCAAACUUUAAAGAAGUAACAAUUUUUUAUAGCACAACUUAAAGGGCCCUCGGUGCUUGAUGCUUUCCUUAUUUUUUUUUUUUUUUUUGUCUCAGAGCACCUAAUAUGAAUAGAUUUGCAUCAGAAAUCAUCUCCAUUCAUUCUCAUCACUUUUUGGUGAAAUGGGGAGCAGAUUAUGAAAUUAAAUAUAUUGUCUUUAAUAGUACAUCCUUAUUUGUACUUCUAAAAAGUGCCAUACAUAGUAAUUUCAAGGCUGUUUGUAUGGCAUUAAACCAGACCCAGUUUAGGAACCCUUGGUCCAGUUUAAAACCCUAACUGAAGAGUGUCUAGAGACCUAAAAGAAGUCAAAUGUUCCUUUUGGACCACAUUUGGAAAUUCUGUCAGCAGCUUAAAAAUCAAAAUGAGUCAGACAGAAACUUAAGUUGGGAUGUAGAAAAUCAAAGAUAAAGGGUGUCAGCUGGAUAUAAAUUAACACAAAACCAAUUUCCUUCUAUUUUGAGUCUAAGAAUUUUAUCUGCUACAAAUUAUAGUCCAGGAAUUUCUCUGUAUUUCGGGAUUGGAAAAUCACUGCUUAUGAACCUUUCCUGUAAAUUAACAGGUGGGAGAUUGUUUAAAGUCAUGGUUCUCAGACUGUGGUACAUGUACCACUGGUGCUACUCAGGUUACCUUAGAACUGGUACUUAGUGGGGAUUUGAAUAUGAUCUUCAUGCCAUUAGUAACAGUAAAUAUGUAAAUGUUUUUUUCCUGCAUAUUGGUCUUUCACUGAACACUGUUGCGACAUGCUCAAUAAAUGAUGUGAGAAAUAUUUCAAUCAUAAAUGCAAAUAAACUGUUGAACUGC
Molecule: messenger RNA, 2711 nt
Organism: Girardinichthys multiradiatus
Lineage: Eukaryota; Metazoa; Chordata; Actinopteri; Cyprinodontiformes; Goodeidae
Gene: sowahd
Product: sosondowah ankyrin repeat domain family d
Exons: 2
Coding region: 318-1280 (320 amino acids)
Molecular function (GO): protein binding
Source: RefSeq, a predicted model, not a curated record